Hyaena hyaena (striped hyena) is the source of this 6741-nucleotide messenger RNA. It is a transcript of the gene PCGF5, whose product is annotated as polycomb group ring finger 5. Gene Ontology annotation, cellular component: PRC1 complex. Gene Ontology annotation, biological process: regulation of transcription by RNA polymerase II. The record is from RefSeq and is a predicted model, not a curated record. The transcript has 10 exons. Lineage: Eukaryota; Metazoa; Chordata; Mammalia; Carnivora; Hyaenidae. Bases 346 to 1116 code for a protein of 256 amino acids.
UGGCCCCGCGGAGCCGGCGCGCUCCCGCCUGCAGGGGGAGGGCGGACGGGGCGCGGGGACCGGCCAGGCCGCGGCGGGCGCUGUUUCUCUUUCACUUUCCUUCCCUCUGAGGCCGGCGCGCUGGCGGGCGAGGAGCGGCGGCGGUGGCGGCGGCGGCCGCGGGAUAUGGGAAAACAGAGCCACCAAAAGGAGUGAUGACCAGCGAUCCCAUGGUGAAUCUGGAUGUUAGUUCUCAUGCCUCAGGACAUCCAGUUGGGAACUCCACGCCAGCUCCUGGGAUUGGACUUCAUCCACUUACUACCCCUCUUUGCCUGAACUACUAAAACCAGUCCUAGCUAACCACGAAUGGCUACCCAAAGGAAACACUUGGUGAAAGAUUUCAAUCCUUACAUCACCUGCUACAUCUGUAAAGGGUACCUGAUCAAGCCAACUACAGUGACAGAAUGCCUCCACACCUUCUGUAAGACUUGUAUUGUCCAGCACUUUGAAGACAGCAAUGAUUGUCCAAGGUGUGGCAACCAAGUGCAUGAGACAAAUCCGUUAGAAAUGCUGAGGUUGGAUAAUACAUUAGAGGAAAUUAUAUUUAAGCUGGUCCCUGGACUGCGAGAACAAGAACUUGAGCGUGAAUCUGAAUUUUGGAAGAAAAAUAAGCCUCAAGAAAAUGGACAAGAUGAUACUUCAAAAGUUGACAAACCUAAAGUAGAUGAAGAAGGUGAUGAAAAUCAAGAUGAUAAAGACUAUCACAGAAGUGACCCACAAAUUGCUAUAUGUCUAGAUUGUUUACGAAAUAAUGGACAGUCGGGAGACAAUGUAGUAAAGGGUUUAAUGAAGAAAUUCAUUCGAUGUUCUACACGUGUAACUGUGGGAACUAUUAAAAAAUUUUUAAGUUUAAAACUAAAACUUCCAAGUUCUUAUGAGUUGGAUGUGCUGUGCAAUGGUGAAAUUAUGGGGAAGGAUCACACCAUGGAAUUCAUCUACAUGACAAGAUGGCGACUAAGAGGCGAAAACUUUCGGUGUCUGAACUGCUCAGCUUCGCAAGUCUGCUCUCAGGAUGGCCCUUUGUAUCAGUCCUACCCCAUGGUAUUGCAGUAUCGACCAAGAAUUGAUUUCGGUUAGACCAAGGGGCCUAGAUCCCACGGAGAUGACUCCUGCACUCUUUGUUUACUCAUCAGCAGAUCGCACAGGGAACGGUGUGUGGACGAGAGGGACACAACCAGACUUUCAGCAUGCAAAUAAGGCCACUGUCUGUCUCUAAAUUGUUAGUUGCAUUUAUGUUGUUUCUAUUAAGAGUGAACCAAGUGCCAUUCUGCUCCUGACCCCCCGCAUACGGCAUUUGUGCUGCCUCCCAGCGUGGACAUCAGCCACGGUUGCUGUCAGCUAAGUGUGCAGCUGCGAGUCAGCCUCCCGAAUACUUUGCUUGCCGGUUCCCAGACUGUUCUGAUGUUUGAUUACACUAGUAAUAGGACUCAAUCUGUGUGGUGUUGCAGUUUUCACGUACUUAAUAUUUUAUUAACUUUUGUUUAAAUAGAGUACUGUACAAGAAAUAAUUAUUAUACCUUGAAGUUAUUUUGUAUGGAAAAGUAUUUAGAAGAGUGGUUUUUGAGCCACGGUCCUAUUCUAAGCUUUUUCUGUGUGAAAUAGUUCACUCUUGAAUGUGCAAGACUUUGGGGGAAGAAUUCCACUUAUUCUCAUCAUCAGAGCACAUUGUAAUUGUAGACAUUUUAAGUCCUCCAGCUGUGGGGUCUACCACUGCACAGGGAGGCACGGUAGCCCUCCAGAUUGAAAACGUGUGUGACCUGGUGGACAGCCACAGUCCGAUCCAGAACCAUUGGAAAUACUGCAGCUGGUCACACUGACUUCUGACAAAAUUACUGCAUCAGCAAGGUCAGUCUUUCGUGAUGCCUUAUGACGAGCAGGUGCUGCUUCGUGAACCAUCACUGUGUAGCCCGUUCUACGUGUGCGUCCUUCUGUCGUGGCUCUCAUUUAAUGAGUGUAACGUCUCUUUUUAAGUUGGCCUUAGGUGUGUGUCAUUGUGGCAUGCAGAGGGUUAUGAUGAUUUUAAAUAUUAGGAUUUUUAGGGCAGAUAAUAUUAGCUAUUUUAUGGAUUUUAGAAGUCUCAAGCAAUUAUAAAUUAAAACUGUUACCCAUCGCAUCUCCAAACCACAUGCGUCUAAUAGAGUAACUGCAGUGUAGUAGGUGAACACGCUAACCAAGAUUAAUGAUUUGAGACGAUUCCAUUUUAAAGCAGGGGUAAAUGGGAUUCUUGUUUUGUACAUAAAUUCAUUAAGGUCAGAGCUGGGAUUCUGCAGUUCGGUUAAGUCUUCCAUUCAUUCUGAGAUUAGUCUGCAAGUCAGAGAAAGUCUCAUUACCUUAAGUUAUAUGAAGAACUUUGUUUUAAAAACUUACAAUUGUUUUCAAAAAAAAAUUUCUUUCGAAGUUUUAUUAAUUGCCUCAAAAUAAGCUAACCUCUGAAACUUAGGAAGAGUCUUCAAAGUUGGGAAACCUGUUUGAGAGAUCUGACAUGAGCACAAUCCGUGUGUUACACACGUGGUUUUAUACUGUAUACAUUGUAGACACGCUACAGUUUCCAAUAAGAUGUAUCACAGACCAAUGCCUUCUGAAUCUCAAAAUGCUUUUUAGGAAUGAAACAUCGUACAAAUCUAAAAACACAAAAUACAGCUAAAUCUUGAUGCAUUUCACCAUAUGAAAAGCUGAAACUUCCUAAUUAUGUUUUCCAUAUGUCCUUGUUUCAAGUCAGAAAGUCUCUAUUAAAGAUUUCUGUUGUUUUUGUUUGGACUUUUGUGAAAAAGGUUACAGCAGUGCUUUCUUAAUUUCAUUUUGUUAGACUGUGUCUGUACCUGGAAGGACUCAGAAGCAGAGCUUUUUAAAAGGCAGAUUUUUGUUAACUCUUUAAAAAUGGUUAGAACAGACCAUUGCACUCAACCAAAACCAGAAUCUGCUCUCUACCUACAGAAAUAAUUUUACUGUGCUGUGAAAUCCAAUUCCCUGCCAUCCCGGAGAAAUUUUAAUAUUAUAAAUUUGUCACAUCUAGGUCAGUGAUUCAAGUAGUGUUUUACAUAUGGAAGUUAAGUCAAAAUGAAUUGAGAGUGCAUUUUAAAAUAAAACCGCAAAGGAGACCUGCGUGUUUUUGAGUCCCCAGCCAAAGCGUAGAGCCUUCAGUGAGUUUUAUAUAUACAUGAGCUCUCUAAAUGGGGCCUGUUGCUGCCUCAUCACAUGUCAUUUUACUGUUUUCCAAGGAAAUAUAUAGGAAUUAUGGAUUUGGGAAUAAUUUUAUGUAAAAUUCCUUUAUUCAUCGUUCACAUGUUAACACCUUAAUGGAAAUGCAGUGGAAUAUGUGCCAAAACAUGUGAAAGGAAACCGUACGUGAAGAAGGGAUCAGCUAGCAUUUAGGGAAGUGUACCGUUUAGCACGGUCCUGAGUGAUCGGCGUCACUAUUCAGAACCACGGACUUCUUCAGCCGACCUCCUGUGGUAUAUUCAACGAUCAUUUCCUAAGUAUGGGACUACUUUCAUGUCUAAGCAAUACACUAAUUACUCCCUAGGUCAGCUUGUGGAAUUUGCAAGAAACCAGAUGCAGGAAAAAUAUAAAGGCGACUUUUGCAGUUAGUUUUAUCAACUUAGGGUGCUAAUAAAGCUCUUUAUAUAAAUAAGCUGUAGGAAUCACCCUCUGAAUCUGCAAAAUUGGAGAAUAAAACGAAAUUAAAUUUGUUUAAACCUGUUGUUGCUUAUGCAAGAAACUGAAAGAACUUUACCUUCCAUAAAGGUAACUGGUUUUCUUUGCCUUAGAUAUCAAAGAUGGAAGAGGGUAAGGAAGCUUCGAUAUAAAGAAGGACUGUGGUCCAUUAGUACCACUAUCAUUGAAGUAAUCACAUCAGUUAAUAGAAAAAUCAGAAUAUGGCCUUUUCUCUAGAUGAGCAGAAUACUUUUAAGAGGUAUAAAAAAUAAACUAAAAGUUUCACUGAUGAGGUAAGAUAAGGUCAUUCAGUCUGGGGUGUGGGCACUCUGGGUAAAGUCUUUUAACCGCUUUUAGAAAAAUGGAACAUUUCUUUAUUCACUGAACAUCUGUCCCAUACUAAUAGGCGACAUUUUAUCAAUGUAAUGAGUUUGCUCAGCUGUAUUUGUACACUAAAAUGAAAUCUAAAUUUAAGUGAUUCUUGACGAGGGAAAAGUGUGUUAUAUAAUAUUGUCAACUCUUUAGCUUUAGUGAAAUAUUUAAGAGAAAGUGCCUCGUUGCUAAAGUGCAUUUCUUUUAGAUUCGCUGUCUAAGUUUUGAGCUACCUGUUCCUGCCUCUUAUGAAUGGCUUUAUAUCCAAAUAGGCACUCAUAAGUUAAUCGCUUUUUCAAAGAUUUUCAUAAGAAGUAGAGAUCACCAAAGACAUUCUACUGUUAAUUAACAAUCAUGCUAGAGAGACCAUUUUAACAUUUGGAGGUUGGAAUUUUUUUAGGUCGCAAUUUCAGUUUAUAUAGUUAGGCAAUAACCUUAAGUAACUGCUAAAAUAUCACCAAAGAAAGGCUUUAAACUGAUUUUUGUGGUGAGAUCAAUCAAAUGUAGGUUUUUCUUGGAAUAAUCAGAGCACACUCCCUCUCCAACAAUGUCCCUUGUUUUUCCAGCACCAUCUGGCAGGGCUUAGGAAACCCUCAAAGGUGAGAAAGAGAUAAACACCACAGUUAGCUCCCCACACAUGCAAGGGGAGGAAUGCAUCCUUUGAAGAGAAUAUUGAAAUUGAGAUUUUAAGUUCUAAUUUGAGAAGCUCUCUAAUUCAUUUAUGGAGGCCAUAUAAACUAAACUUAGGCUUUAUUAAGUUCCGGGGUUCAUAGUAAUAGGAGAAAUUUCAUGACAGACUUUGGUAAAAGUGCUGACAUGCUUACUUAUAUAGAACAUAGUACAUUCUAUUGGACUUAACUAAGUAAAUGCUUUUUUUGGUAUUCAAAAGGAAAGUUUUCAUAAAGGCCAAUUUUUUUUUCUUUAAAAAGUUAACUCUUUGUCUUGUUUCUCAGUGAUUAUUGUGAUUAGAAUUUAGCCAUACAGUCAAAUUUGGCAAAACGGGUCCCAGAUCAAGAGCAUAUACAUCAGGUUAAGCACUGCCCGUCCACCGUUCUCCCUGGGAGCUUAGGCUUUGGCCACCAUGAAGGUCAAACUCACGUCAUGCAGCCUGAUGGGCCACUGGGUCAACCUCCUUGGAUCCACUCUGCUACAUAUUCUGGUUUAUCAUAAGGAAUCUUCCCUCAGGCUAAGCUUUAUACCAGUAAGAGGUUGGUUGUAGGAAUUGCAAAAAUGAAUCCCUUUGCCAUAACUUUAAUCUUUUGGAUUAGAAGAAAACCGUGAAAAUGUUCUCAUACUAUACAACAUAGAUCCUUACAGUAAGGAAUGUAACAUGCCUGCCAGAUCUGAUCUAUGGAAAAAAAAAAUAAAAAAAUAAUAUAUAUAGUAGAGACUCAGAAACCCUUUGAAAGCACAAAAACACCAUCCAGUUCUGGAUUUACUUUACACCUAGUUCUGUAGUAUUUUGAUGGAAAAACAUCAGAGUAAAAGGUCAUUAAAAUGUACUUCUACAUUACAAGGUUUUUAUGGUUUUCUUUUCCCUAAAACAGAGUUAUUUUCCCAGUAAUUUAAAAUGAUUCUCUUCCCAGGGUCAUGUAACCUUCACAAAAAGUAUAUUUACUCAGUCUCCUUACACUGUCUUUGCAAAUAGAACUAAAAUGCUUCAGCACUUCCUUUUCAGAAAGUUAUGAAAUUAAACUUUAAUUUAUUUUAAAUGCUCAAAUAUGUAUACUCAUUAUGCCCCUUUUUCUAGGAUUCAGUACUGAGACAUUGUUCAGAAAUGCCUUUUAACUGUCUACAAAUAUAGAAUCAAGUGAAAGAGAUCUGUGAAAAUACCGAGUCUAGUUUUCUCCCAUCUUUCAGAGCUUCAUGGAAUAAGAAACUAAUCUAGUACAAACGAAGAGUAAAUAUUUCUGGGCACAUUGUACAGUCAUCAGAUCGUCUACCCCUAGCCUGCACCUCAGUCCACUGGGGCAGAAGUUCCACACAUCAGAAAUGUAAUGGGAUCAGCCUCACAUUUGGGGGGGUUGGUUUUCUUUUGCUGUAUUUUUUAGAAUGGGGAUGGGGGCCUAAGUGUCCUUACGAAGCUGCGGCCCACGACGAGAGCUCGGGGGAGAGCGCCAGCCCUCCGCUGCCUUCCUGCACUUGGCGGCAACAGCACGCACCCGCUUGUGAUAGUGCAGCCCUCCCGUCAGGCAGGGCCGUCACAGGAUAUACUGUACAGUUCUGUUGCUAAUUUUCCUUUGAAAUAUAAAAUAUUUUAAGCUUUUUUUGUCAAAAGUGGUAACAUCUUAAUACAAAUAAAAACCUUUUUGUGGUUGUAAGAUUUAGCUUAUGAAUCAUUCAAAUUGAAGUGAAAGAUUACCAGGUCAUUGUUAAUGACUUCGUCUAUUAAGAAUAUAUGUAUUUUUGUAAAGGAAAAGCACUUGUAGAUAUUUAAUCAGUACAAGAUAUAUGUCUGUUUUGCAGAAAUAAAAUGCUGCUUAGAGAUUCUCUUUAAAUAUUUUUUAUUUUUGUGCUCAAAUGUAUUUUCUGUUGAUCUAUGGGAUGUUCUGUAUAAAGCUGUAUGGUUGUACUGUUGGGCUAGAUUCUUUUGUUUUUUAAAAUCUGGACUUAGCCAAGUAUAUUUGACCAUGUUAAAAAUAGUAUCUUUGUUAUUAAAAUUUUGAUUGCAUAAUU